AUGGCAUACUAUUCUUUGACUGACGUCCCUUCCAACUUCAAGGAGGGUAUUGACUGGUUGCUCGCCCUGAAGGGAGAUGAUCCUCACCACUACUUGCAGGCCAUGGGUACCGCACUUCACGAUCUCCUCUCACGCCAUUAUGUUGGCUUUACGCGGUUGCCAGCUCUCGAGAAAAUUAAACUUAUAUCUCGGAAGUUCUUGGAGGAAGGUGGCCUCAAAGGGCAGCCAUUCGUAAAAGAACUGCUGGAACGAUACAAGGCACCCAUGAGCAAAAACCCUGAACAGCUAGCUAAGGUCUUUAGCCGUGUCGACGAGAGCGAUUACAAGAAUGUCGAAGCCAGCCUAGAUGCACAGAAAGAAGGACCACAUUCUGACGCAGCGAAUCGUUUGGGGAAGAUGUUUAAAGCACUAGGUUACGAAGAGCGGGACUGCAUCGAUGGCCUGAAGGCUUCAGAUAUCCGCAAGGCCUUGGAAGGUGUGAACAAACAAAUAUUGGCAAUAGUUUACAACAUCGCUGGAUUCUGGGCUUUCUACUGA
Messenger RNA from Babesia ovata, 537 nucleotides. RefSeq lists its product as uncharacterized. The record is from RefSeq and is a predicted model, not a curated record. The transcript has 2 exons. The coding region runs from base 1 to 537 and encodes 178 amino acids. Lineage: Eukaryota; Apicomplexa; Aconoidasida; Piroplasmida; Babesiidae.